AUGCAUCAUGUACUCUCUGGUGAAAGAGAAACUCCAGUUGAAGGGAGUCCAGCUGACUUUGUUAAUCUUUAUUGUGAUGCUUGGAAUGAUGAUCCAAAUUUACGUCCUGAUAUAACUGCAAUUCUUAUUGAGUUAGAUUGCAUAAGAUUGUCUGAAAAUUUGAAAUAUUACAAAGGAUACCUUCUUGACAUGCGAUGA
This is a messenger RNA of Cetraspora pellucida, 198 nucleotides long. The record is from the annotation of a GenBank genome assembly. Lineage: Eukaryota; Fungi; Glomeromycota; Glomeromycetes; Diversisporales; Gigasporaceae.